This is a messenger RNA of Triticum dicoccoides, 1154 nucleotides long. RefSeq lists its product as uncharacterized. Lineage: Eukaryota; Viridiplantae; Streptophyta; Magnoliopsida; Poales; Poaceae. The transcript has 2 exons. The coding region runs from base 54 to 914 and encodes 286 amino acids. The record is from RefSeq and is a predicted model, not a curated record.
CUAACGCUUGGAUUGAUUUGGUUGCUUUGUGUCCUGCAGCCGUGCUGAGUCCUAUGCACUUUACAUACUGCACGCCAGGAUUGAUCCCAUAUGCUGCUAGGACCGCGAGCACCCUGCAGAUCUACUCCGUCAAGAUUAUCGGAGCAGGUAGGAAGUUGGAGUGGCCACUCAAUGUGUAUGGGGUCGUCGCUGCCCGAGACGCCGUGGACUACAACCGCAACAUCCUCUUCUCUCGGUGGAGGGACGACUGCCAAAAACUCACUCCAGAGGAUCCAUUUUUGUGCUUGACUGGUCCGUCCCGUGCGAUUGUGGCCAUGGAAUGUGCCGAUUUGGAAGUCCAGCUGAAAGUAAAGGGUGAAACAAGGUCUAGUGAUAGAGCAUUGAUCACCCGUCGGUCCACUUACUCCGGUGGUUACCAUCAAGGUUUAGAGACCAUGCUCUUCAGCAACUGCUUUUGCACGGUAGAGUUAAGCUUAGAGCGGCUUACGGAAACUGUCCAGGCUACUAUCUUGAGUGUCCGUGUUGACGAAGAGGGGCCAUGGCCUUUUGAACAUGGCGGACGGAUUAUGUGCUCCUCACCACCACACGAAGUUAAGGACCCCCUAUCCAAGCAAGUUGUUCUGGUUGAUUCUCAUAGUUGUGAAGGUGGAGAAAUGCCAAUGGGCACAGCCAGUUACAUUGAUCUGUCAAGGCGUGUUGUUUCUGUAAAAUUGGAAGACAGCCUGCAAUUUGCCAUACGAGCCUACUCGCAGUCUGGCGCUAUUGCUAGACAAAGUAGUGUCACGUUCAGGACCAAAUAUUGCAACGUUAGCCGAGGUAUAUGCAAGAUUGGUGACUCGGUGGUGGAGAUUACUAUUGCUUGGUCCCAUAUUGUUAGGCGCAAGAGGGGAAUCCACUUAGCAGGUCAUGUUUGAUGCUUCCUGUAUUGUGUUGAUGUUUUUUUUUCGAAAGGGUAUUGCGUUGAUGUUAUGGACUAUGAUACCCUUUACCCAGUUGUAUCUGUUUUUGCCUCACAUGUGGUUUACGAAGCUGCGGAAACUUCUUUUUUGUAGUAGUAGUAUCGAUUAGCUAAAUGACCAAUGUUACCUGAAUAUUUUUGUGUAUGUGUAUUAUAAUUUCUUACUAUGCUGUGUGAAGUAGAUUCAGCAGCCAUG